AUGGUGUUUGCCCGUGCACUGCUAGAGUCUAUGGGUUUGCAGGUCAUUUUCCCUGAGUACCUGCAGGAGAAGUUUGUCCAGUCGGCACUCAGCUACAUCAUGUGCAACGGAGAGGGAGAGUACAUCUGCCAGAACAGUCAGUGCAUUUGUCAGUGUGCCGAUGAGUUCCCACAAUGCAACUGUCCCACCACUGACCUCCAGAUCAUGGAGAACACGCUCAUCGGCAUGGCGGAGACUUGGGAAGCAUCUUACAGCGACUUUGAGAACUCAGAUGAGUUUAAGUCGUUUCUGAAACGUCUGCCCGCCACACACUUUCUGCCGGUGAGCAGCGUGCACCUGCUGUGGGGCAGCGACUGGGACCUUCAGAACCGCUAUCGGCUCUUGCAGAGUUCACUGGAGGCCCAGAGACUGAAGAUCCAGCGCACGGCCCGGAAACUCUUCGGUCUGAGCAUUCGCUGCCACCACAACCCCAACCACCAGAUGCCCAGAGAGAGAUCGGUGCUACAGUGGCUGAACCGUGUGCAGUCAUUCCUCUACUGCAACGAGAACGGCUUCUGGGGAGCCUUCCUGGAGAGCCAGCGCAUGUGCGUGUGCCACACGGGGGCCACCCUUUGCCAGCGGCCCAUCCCUUGCGUGAUCGGCGGCAACAACAGUUGUGCCAUGUGCAGCCUGGCCAACAUCUCACAAUGCGGCUCCUGCAACAAGGGCUACAAGCUGUACCGCGGACGCUGCGAGCCGCAGAACGUGGACUCGGAGCGCAGUGAGCAGUUCAUCAGCUUCGAGACAGACCUGGACUUCCAGGACCUGGAGCUCAAGUACCUGCUGCAGAAGAUGGACUCACGGCUGCACAUCCACACAACCUUCAUCAGCAAUGAGGUGCGCCUGGAGACCUUCUUCGACCCACGGUGGCGCAAGCGGAUGUCGCUGACGCUCAAGAGCAACAAGAACCGCAUGGACUACCUGCACAUGAUCGUAGGCCUGUGA
Molecule: messenger RNA, 984 nt
Organism: Sinocyclocheilus grahami
Lineage: Eukaryota; Metazoa; Chordata; Actinopteri; Cypriniformes; Cyprinidae
Product: BMP/retinoic acid-inducible neural-specific protein 1-like
Exons: 4
Coding region: 1-984 (327 amino acids)
Biological process (GO): negative regulation of mitotic cell cycle; cellular response to retinoic acid; positive regulation of neuron differentiation
Cellular component (GO): dendrite; cytoplasm; neuronal cell body
Source: RefSeq, a predicted model, not a curated record